AUGGCGAGGCAGUGCCCGUGCGGCCACGGCCAUUGCAAAUCCAGGGAGGACGCCGACGUUAUGUUGACGGUCACCGCAGACAGCACAGCAUCACAGGAACGACGGUACAAGUGCUACCAAGGCAGCACCCACGCCAGAAUCGACGAAUUUUCGCCUCAAUUUCCGCUGCGUUCGUCCCCAGUUCGUCCAGUUCGUGCACGACCGGCACUGCCGGCCCCGUUUCACCGGCACUGCCGGCCGAUUCCUUGCGGCACUGCCGCUGCUGCAUCUUCCACCUUGCGCCCACCACAUCGUCCGCCGCAGCUCGCCUCCACGCCGCCCACGCACCACCAGCAGCCGCAAGCAGCUCGGCCAUCACCACGCAAGCCCAGGCGCCCGCUACCUCUCGACCUGCCCCGCUCGACCGCCUCCCACCGCUUGGCCUUCUUCUGCCCCACGCGCGCGCAUCGCAAGCAUCAGCCGCCCAAGCAGCAGGCAGCGCGCACUCCGGCACCAAAUCGCCCUGCAGCAGAGCCCCGCCGCGCGCCCAUCUCGAGCAGCCUUGACCAGGCCCCGCUCCGCCAGCUCUACUAG
Molecule: messenger RNA, 573 nt
Organism: Lolium perenne
Lineage: Eukaryota; Viridiplantae; Streptophyta; Magnoliopsida; Poales; Poaceae
Source: RefSeq, a predicted model, not a curated record